CCAAAACACAUCACAGUGGGGAGGGAGUUAGAGAAGGAGAACUCAUGGAAGGAACAAAGAGCGUAGUUUCGGCCUAUAAUGGUGAGUCUGAAGUUGCCGUAACUUCAUUGAUUCAUUCUGAAAGAGAAGAAGCUGACGAAAGUACUCAUAAGCCUCAUCAUCCCACCAUUCCUGGGUGGUUUGCGGAGCAUUGCCCAGUAUGGCCAGGCCAAGCACACUUCUUAAAGGUAGAAAAAAUUAUAUUCCAAGGAAAGUCUGAGUUUCAAAGCAUGAUGGUGUUUCAGUCAUCAUCGCAUGGGAAGGUCUUUGUUCUAGAUGGAGCUCUGCAGCUCACAGAAAAGGAUGAAUUUGCAUACCAAGAAAUGAUUACUCACCUUCCUCUUUGCUCUAUUCCGAACCCAAGAAAGGUAUUGCUUAUUGGGGGAGGAGAUGGUGGAAUACUACGUGAAAUCUCUCGACAUUCUUCCGUUGAGCAGAUUGAUAUAUGCGAGAUUGACAAAAUGCUGGUGAACGUGUACAAGGAAUUCUUCCCAGAUAUUGCUGUAGGAUAUGAGGACACUCGAGUAAAACUUCAUGUCAAAGACGGGACUAAAUUUCUGAAGUCCGUUCAAAGUGGUACCUAUGAUGCCAUAAUAGUGGAUGCAUUUGACCCAAUAAAACCUGGAGAUGACUUGAUCGAAAGUUCGUUCUUCGAGUUGGUGGCAAAAGCUCUCCGCCCUGGUGGAGUUAUGUGUACCCAGGCGGAAAGUCUAUGGUAUCCGGCACUCAGCAUCGAAGAUCUCGUCGGAAACUGUCGCCGGGUAUUCAAAGGCUCUGCCAGCUAUGCGUGGACGAUAGUUCCUACAUAUCCAAGUGGAGUUAUAGGUUUCAUGCUUUGUUCUACUGAGGGUCCAUUUGUGGACUUCAAGCAUCCUGUCAACCCUUUGGAUCCCAAACAAACUUCUGGUGUGGCGAAAGAGCCGCUGAAAUUUUACGACUCAGAGGUACAUUGUGCCGCAUUUUGUCUGCCAUCAUUUGCAAAGAAGUCAGCCAUGAACCACUAAGACGCCCGACAUGAGAGUCUUGAUAGGAGUGUGAAGGGAAGUUAUCACUAAUGUUACAAACUGAAUCAUAAGAGGAUCGAUGAGUUGAUUUUCUGAAAUAAGUAAUCUGGGAAAGGCUCAAUACAUGUCAAGCAACUGAAUACUUUACUAGGUUUUCAAUUUAAUUUCAAAUUCAAACAAUGUGAUUUACAGUAAUAAUACUGAAUUAUAGGUUCAAUCUCUCCUUAAUUUUUACUGUUACUGUAUCUGUCAACUUUUAUGAUUAUGAAGUGAAAUUUGCUUUAGUA
Molecule: messenger RNA, 1330 nt
Organism: Mangifera indica (mango)
Lineage: Eukaryota; Viridiplantae; Streptophyta; Magnoliopsida; Sapindales; Anacardiaceae
Product: spermidine synthase 1-like
Exons: 9
Coding region: 45-1043 (332 amino acids)
Biological process (GO): spermidine biosynthetic process
Cellular component (GO): cytosol
Molecular function (GO): spermidine synthase activity
Source: RefSeq, a predicted model, not a curated record